AAACAACGUGGGUCGCUGGAAUUUGUUAUACCACACCACAGAGACUUUUGCACUGCUUUUUAUACACCGUCGCGUCACAAGUACAUCUCGCGUUUCGCGGAGCUGGAAAAUAUGUGUAAACUACUGACAGCGAUAAAAUAAACAUUGCACUAUCACCCGCGGUUGAGUACUCACAAAUGUCAUGCACUGUUCAAGAGCCUUUGCCUUCUGUGACAUUCAGAGGACUUCAUAACAACCAACAUGAAGCAGACAGGAACCGUUAGAACGUUUUGCCUGUUUUAAAGAACUUUUAAACUUGUAAACAUGGAAGAGACAGACGCUGGGAACGGUACUGGGACGCAGGGCUGUGAACUGGAGCGUUCUGGAGACGGGGGACUGGAUGAGGUGCAGAUGCAUCUCGCCUGCCUACCGGAGCGAUACAUGAGGGCUAAGUUUUCCCUCUCCGCCUACAUGUUUUGUUGGGCAGUAGUGAAGUUGUGUCAGAGAUUAAGCCCAUCUGCAGUUCUUCCCCAGGCCCCAGCUUUAGAGGACUCUGGGAGUGAAGCAGGCUGUCUGGAAGAUGGGGAGUCUCAGCAGGAGGACCGUGGAGAGCAACAUGACCAUCAGGAAUGGUGUGAGCCGGUUCCUGAAGCAAAAGAGGAAUAUUUUGACACGCACUCAUGGCACAGUGACACUUUCUCUGACCCUAAUCAUGAAACUAAAGACUGCUGCAGGACGUCACUCAGCUAUGAGACUGGCUCUUGCUCUGUGGGUCAUCUGGACUCACACUCUGCAUUUGUCAAACCCUCACCUUCAGUUAGAGAGAGAAAUCCCUCUUUAGCAAAAAGGCAUCAUGCUGUCUUUGACAGUCUCAGUAGAACAGUGGAUAGAGAGCAAUUGCAAACACAGACUGGAAAUACGGAGAUGAUGCACAUGGAAGUUGAUGGCACUGGGAUGUCUGAUGCUAAGGAUGGUCCGGAAUGUGGGGAGGUUAUCAGCAAUUUUCCAGCAGGACCUGGACUUGAUGAUUCUUCAAGGAAUGGCCUAUCCUAUGUAGUAACACCCCUACUGGAAUUAGAGGACACUGUAGGAUCACAAACACUCACUGAGCCAAGAAGUAAAGACUCAUUGUUCACCCUAAAAAACAGUAAUGGAGCCAAGUCUCAGUUUGCUGACACAUUUGAUGGAAAAUCAGAAUUGGAACAAAUCAAUGAAAAUAUCAUAGACACUCAUAUAGGAGACAAUGAGCCACACAUACAAAUCACAAGCGAGAAAGAGUUACAGCAAAAUGAAAUUGACACUAGUAACACUGAAAUACAGAUAAUUGCAUCCAUUGUAAAAAGUGCAGACGCUGAACAUAAUAAAUCAAACCCUCAACAUGAUGAGCUGAAUGUUGAUGACAAUAAGAUCAGUUUAUCUGUCUCGCCGCAUCUUUCUAUAUAUGAGCCUGUAUCAGUUGAGAAGCUUAUUGAACAGAAAGUUGAGGAGUCAACAGAACACAUCCAAUCACAGAAUUCAAUAGAACACAGCAAAUCACAGGAUUCAACUGAAAACAUCCAGUCACAAGCUUCUAUAAAAUACAGCCAAUCACAGAAUUCAGUAGAACACAGACAGUCACAGGAUUCUAUGGAAUGCAACCAAUCACAGAAUUCAGUAGAACACAGAGAAUCACUGGACUCAAUAGAACACAGUCAGUCACAGGAUUCUGUAGAAUGCAGCCAAUCACAGGUCUCAGUAGAACACAGCCAAUCACAGACUUCCAUAAAAUGCAACCUAUCACAAAAAUUAGUAGAACACAGCCAAUCACAGGAUUCUGUGGAAUGCAACCAAUCACAGAAUUCAGUAGAACACAGGCAAUCACUGGACUCAAUAGAACACGGUCAUUCACAGGAUUCUGUAGAAUGCAGCCAAUCACAGACUUCCAUAAAAGGCAACCUACCACAGAAAUCAGUAGAACACAGCCAAUCACAGGAUUCUAUGGAAUGCAGCCAAUCCCAGGUCUCCGUAGAACACAGCCAAUCACAGACUUCCAUAAAAUGCAACCUAUCACAGAAAUCAUUAGAACACAGCCAAUCACAAGCCUCAGUAGAAGACAUGCCAUCACAAGAUUUUGUCAAACACAGCCAAUCACAUGCCUCAGUAGAACACAGCCAAUCACAGACUUCCAUGAAAUGCAAUCUGUCACAGAAUUCAGUACAGCACAGCCAAUCACAGGCCACAGUAGAAAAUAUGCCAUCAAAAGAUUUAUUCAAACACAGCCAAUCACAGGACCCAGUAGAACAUAGUCAGUCACAGAUCUCAGUAGAACACACCCAAUCACAGGAUUCCAUAGAAUGCAGCCAAUCACAGAAUUCAGCAGAACGUAGCCAAUCACUGGAUUCUGUAGAAUGCAACCAAUCACAGGAAUUGUUAGAACACAGCAAAUCACAGGACUUAGUACAAAGCUCCCAGUCACAGGAUUCAAUAGAACACAGCCAGUUACAGGACUCAGUAGUACACAGUCAGUCACACAUUUCAUCAGAACAAAGGCAAUCACAGAAUUCUGUAGAAUGCAGCCAAUCACAGAAUUCAGUAGAGCACAGUCAGUCACACACUUCAUCAGAACACAGGCAAUCACAGAAUUCGGUAGAAUGCAGCCAACCACAGGAUUCAGAACAAAACCAAUCACAGAACUCCUUAGCGCACAGCCAAACAAAUACUCCACUGGAACACAGCCAAUCACAGUCUUCAGUGGAAGACAGAUUAUCACAGGUUGAUUUCAUUAAGGCAAAUUCCAUGAACACCAAGUGGACUGUGACUGAUUCGGACUCUGGUUUUAUUUCAAACACAGUGGCUUAUGAAAAGGGACAAUUAAAACAGGACUGCAUGGACAUUUGCACGGAUUGUGAAGUCAAUCAAUCCUUGAAAACAACUGGAAAGCAUUCAUCAAAGGACACUGACAAAGAACUUGAUUUGAACUUUGAAAAGAAUGACAGUCUAAAUUUCAAAAAGCAGGACUUACACGACACAGCUGUUGUUUCUGUAUAUGAGUGUUUUGCAGCCAAGAGAGCUUUCUCAAAUGUGCCUAAUGCAACUUCUGCUGGAGUAUCAGAUUCACUGCAUCAGCGUCUGAUCAAUGACUGGACAUCAAAACAGUCAGAUCUGCAGGACAGAACUCAUUAUGGUCACCAAAAUUGCCCAGUAUUACAGAUGCACAGUGAAAAAGAGGAUUACUCAGUUAGUAGAUAUCACAUGGACAGUUUUUGUUUGCAGGACAGUGGGCAAACAUAUUCGGAGGACCAUAAGCCUGAGGCAGAUUUUUACAAAACCCAUCAGUGCCCUAAUAGUAGAAUUAAUUUUAACAAACUGGGUGAAUUCCCUGAAGCACAAAUUUGUGUUAACUCUAAAAGUUUUGAUAAUAAAGAUGGUGACGUUUUAGAAGGAACACAGAAGGCUAGCAACAUGCAUCACACUAUUAAAGGGUACCAGAAAGAAUGUACAGUAGUUCCCUCGAUGGAACAGUCAGUAAUUUACUCUGACCAUUUGGGAUGCGUAGAAUAUACUAGGCCCAAGUCAUUGAGUGUUGCGUGUCCUGACAUGAAGACAGCUGAAGCCGAUGGGUGUCCAGUAGAUAGUCCUGUCGAAUCUUUGGCUAGUCCUUUUGAGAUUUCCUAUGACAAAUCUUCAGCCAGCCCUACAGAUGUUUGCUUUGAGCUCAGUGAUGGCCUUCAAAUGAACUGUAAACAAUUAUCACAUUGCGUUAUAGAAUAUAAAGAGACCUCCAAACAAUUUCACCGACCCAACACCCCGUCUGACAAACAAACAAGGCAAAAUGAGUCAGUUAAAACAAUUGAGUCGGAUGUUGAUAUUUUGUCUAGUGCAUGUUCUGAUACUUUCACAAAUGCACAGUCUCCUUUUGAUUAUUCCCAGCUGAACAGUAGAAACCAUGAAUACAGCUCAGACACAAAUAAUAAUAUUAAAGCCAUUACUUUAGAAGAUUGUGCCUCAGGUGUACAAAUGUCUUUGCCUAGUUCUUUGCAAAAAUACAGUAGGUUUACUAACAAUGCUGGAUGUUUAGUCUCAAAGGGGGGUGAAAGCAAAGAUAGUGAAUCUUUUAGUGCCCCUGCUGGUCAGGCUACCUCCUUCAAAGCACCUGACAUGAAGAUUGCAAUGGACAGCAAAGAUAAUGUUCAGAAACCUUCAGACAUCGAUGCAUGUAGCAGCCACAAAGAUGUCACUCAAAAGCAGCUCUGUGAUUGCCAUAAUGGGAAGGAGUGCCAGCUGCACUCAUCUUCAGUGGAGGGAGAGCAGACAGAGGGAGGAUUUCAGUUCAAGGACACAGACAGCAUCUGCCAGAGCAGUACUGCAGUGUUGCAAACCUUGAGUCCCCCAAACACAGAUGACCAUUACAGCACACAUGGAGAGGUUAAUUCAGACUCUACAAAUUGUGAAUUUCCCCAUAUUGUCCAUUUGCUUGCACACAAACACCCAGAGCUCUCUCAAGAGGAAAGCAUAUUACCACUGAGUGGCUCUCUCAAGGUCGAUGAUACUUAUGCAUUAGAAAACAUGGAGAGAAGACUUGAAACAUUCACAACAAACUCUCCUGAAAUCGCUGAUUCCUUAUGUGAAACUUCUGAUCUUCUUUGUAAGCAAUCUUUGCAACUGCACAACUCAGAGAUCAAGGGCGCAUUUGUUACAUGUUGUCGAAUUUUACCCAUCACUAAUUUAGAAGCUAUUUUGGAGUCAGACCGUUCACUAGAGAGCUCAUUUGUGAUGGAGAAUGGACUGGAGGAGCAACAGAGAGGAAGUCUAUUAUCAGAAGGUGUAUUCAAUGAGAAAUGGAGCUCUUGUGAUGACGCUACAAAACGCCCACAUGACAACAUUUCUGCCAUGUGUACAAAAGCCAAUGUAGCCUUUGUCAAGAAUGAACCAGAUGCUGGAGAAACAAUGAGCUCUUUAUCAAAUGAGUUCGAUAGCAGUGAUGGCCAUAGUGUUUCCAGUUUUGUGUCACAAGACCUUGACUCCAGUACUAACAGUGAGGAGACGGAGGACAGCACUCAGUCAUCAUCUAGCCUUCGUGGUUCUGCAAGAAAUAAGAGAACCCAAUCAGGGAAGGGCUCUAUGUUUUCUGUUUUUUCUCGAAUGCCCUCAUUCCGCAAGACUAAACGAGAACACAAAGGCAAUAACAAGGUUGAUCCGGAAGUUAAGGACUCCAUUUUGGAUGGAGAUGAACGGGACGAGGUGAAGUACAGUAGGUCACCAACACGUAACAAAUCGCUGUACAAGACCAGUAUUUCUCAAAGUACAGAUCAUCUUACGGACAUUACAAAGUUUGCUGACCACUCCAAUGAUGACAUUUUUGAAAAGGCUUUUGCUUUAAACUUGCAGAAUAGAGAGAAAUCCCAAAAUUUGUAUCAGCCGCAGCAACACAAAGAUGGAGAUGCACAGAAUUCUAGAGCUUCCCCAACAACAGAGGGAUUGCAACAAAAAAGAAGCAAGAGUACCGAUAACUUAAACUUACGAAUGAAGCUCGCAAUGGCUCACAAGUCUCUGUCUAGCCUGUUUGAGUCCAGAUAUCCAGAGAAGGACAGCCAGGAGCAGACCUUGCAGUCAGAGAAUGAGGAGGUGAAAACCAAGCAGUCCUGGAGGAAGAUGAAAUAUUAUAAGGAAGCAGAACUUUACAAAAGAACUCUGUCGGUUCCUGGGACUGUCUGUGACAAGUCCACACAUCAGAGCCAUAUUGAUUGUGCCUUCUGUUCUCCUCAAAACAGGUCCAGACUUAACAGCUCACCGGCUUCCCAAAACAGUUUGAGGAACACAUGCCAUUUUGACCCACAGAGUUUGAAAUCUGCAUCUCAGGAACAGUCUGAAGACAGUAAAUGUUUGGAAGGAGGUGAGCUGCCUUAUGCCACUUCCUCAGAUUCUGACCAGGCCUCAGUAGAUGGCUUUGAGUCCAAUGUAGAGGAUAGGUCACAGUCACCUGUACACCCCACUGUUCUUGCACUCGCAACCCAGAUGUCACCUACCUGGACCAGGUCUCUCAGCUGUUUUGAGACCACUGAUACUCCCACACGGCCCAUGAGCCCCAAACCUCUCAGUCCUGGUCUGGGCUGGACACACCGGAGGAGCUUCCGUUACCCCUCGAGAUCCGUUGCAUCCUCUCUUUGCUCCCUCGGUCAGGGAGUGAGCACUGACGUUCUCUCUGAUCCACCUCAGAGGCCGACGUCUCUGAAACCAAGGACCACGCAACUCACUACAGCCCAAUCUUUUGAUUCUGAAUACUUACUAGAGGACAGCAGUUCAGACAGCCAUUCUCAGAAUAGCCUGAAUUCAGCAUCCCUGAUAAACAAACCAGAGCAUGUACAGCGCAGUACUGAGCCAGCCAUCCAGCCACCAGAGAGAAGACAACAAGGAAAUGCAUGUGUGCUUCGAGUGAAGUCCAAAGAGCAGGGUCCAGCUGCACCCAGACCCAUCUCAGACCUCUACAGUUGGACCAUGUCUCUUCAGGGAAUCAGAGAGGUGGCGCUUGACCUGGAAAGGAAGAACAAUUCGACUGAAGCACAUCUACGCUCAUGCUCCUAUGAAACAUUGACUGACGUGGAGAACAUCCGUAAAAAGAAGCUUAGCAUGCAGCAAAGUUUGCGCCAGCUUAGCACGCCAACAUCUGAGAAGCACGAGAAAUUGCGCGCUAGACUUUCUCUCACUUCUCCGGAGCAAUUCCCCUCUGUUCCUCUCAAAGACCACUUCUUCUCCCAGAGCACACCCGUUGGACUGGACUUUUUGGGCUGGCCUAAUCGUGCGUUGGUUUCAGAAUCGAAUCUCAGCACACCAGCACAAGAGGCACAUGGACAGGUCGCUCCUCUAGCGUUGGUGAUAACUGAUGGACCGCAGGAUAAGUCUGGCCUUGCGGAUGAGGUGGGGAGUGAAGAUGACUUGUACAAUGAGUUUCGCAGUUCCUCCAACCGAUUUGGACACCCAGGAGGAGGAGGAGAGCAGCUGGCCAUAAAUGAGCUGAUCAGUGAUGGCAGCGUGUGUGCGGAGGCUCUAUGGGACCAUGUCACCAUGGACGACCAGGAGCUGGGCUUCAAAGCUGGAGACGUCAUCGAAGUAGUGGACGCCACAAACAAGGAGUGGUGGUGGGGCCGGGUGUUGGACAGCGAGGGCUGGUUCCCCGCCAGCUUUGUUCGGUUACGGGUGAACCAAGAUGAGCCCAUGGAGGAAUACUUAGCCCAUCUGGACGGGGCCUCGGAGGGUUGUGGGGCUAGCAUGGGGGGCCCCUUAGGGCCCGGCCUGCCCUGCAAGGAGCAGAUGAGAGCCAACGUCAUCAAUGAGAUCAUGAGCACAGAGAGGGAUUACAUCAAACACCUGAAGGACAUCUGUGAGGGCUAUAUAAAACAGUGUCGGAAGAGGACAGACAUGUUUACCGAGGAGCAACUGCGCACUAUCUUUGGCAACAUCGAUGAACUCUACCGCUUCCAGAAGAAGUUCCUCAAAGCUUUGGAGAAGAAAUUUAACAAAGAUCAUCCUCACCUUAGCGAGAUUGGCUCCUGCUUCUUAGAACACCAAACAAACUUCCAGAUCUACUCUGAGUAUUGCAACAACCACCCCAAUGCCUGCGUUCAACUCUCCAAACUGAUGAAGAUCAAGAAGUACGUGUUCUUCUUUGAGGCCUGUCGCCUGCUCCAGAAGAUGAUUGACAUUUCGUUGGAUGGAUUCCUGCUUACUCCUGUUCAGAAGAUUUGCAAGUACCCUUUGCAGCUGGCUGAACUGCUGAAGUACACCAACCCACAGCACAGAGAUUAUAAGGAUGUGGAAGCUGCCUUAAACGCAAUGAAGAAUGUGGCCAGACUGAUCAAUGAGAGGAAGAGGCGUCUGGAGAAUAUUGACAAAAUUGCUCAGUGGCAGAGCUCCAUAGAGGACUGGGAGGGUGAAGACAUCUUGAGCCGGAGCUCUGAUCUUAUUUUCUCAGGAGACCUGACCAAGAUCUCCCAGCCACAGGCCAAAGGCCAGCAGCGAAUGUUCUUCCUCUUUGACCACCAAUUGGUUUUCUGUAAAAAGGAUCUGCUUCGGAGGGACAUCCUGUACUACAAGGGGCGGUUAGACAUGGAUCAGAUGCAAGUGGUGGAUGUAGAGGAUGGGAAGGAUAAGGACUUUAACGUGAGUGUGAAGAAUGCCUUGAAAUUGUGUUCUCCUGGGGGAGAGGAGGUCCACCUCCUGUGUGCCAAGAAACCCGAGCAGAAGCAGCGCUGGCUGCGAGCCUUUGCAGAUGAGCGGGAACAGGUCCAGCAUGACCUCGAAACAGGUUUUACGAUCACUGAGGUCCAGAAGAAGCAGGCCAUGUUGAAUGCAUCUAAAAGUCAUCCAACAGGGAAGCCCAAAGCUGUGACCAGGCCCUACUAUGACUUCCUGCUGCGUCAGAAGCACCCCACGCUUCCCACCUCCCUGCCCCAGCAGCAGGUCAUCAUGUUGGCCGAACCCAAACGCAAGACCUCCAAUUUCUGGCACAACAUCGGACGCUUGACACCGUUCAAAAAAUGAGGGACUCGGUACAUUCGCGGUUGUGCCUGAACUUGUGUUUUUAUCCCAGUGUAACAUGUUUAUUUUUAUUGUCCAAUUGCGAAAGCACUUUAUGGGUUUGUUACAAUCACAGCAUCACUCCCAGACGUUGUCGGACAUCACGGGAGGGCAUUCCUGCUAUGUUAAUAACGUCGAAAAAAGACGGCUACUACUGCUCAACCGCUCCACUUCCCGACUAAUACGACUACUGCUGCAAGUCAUCGUACGGACACGCUUCAUCAAAAGAGCCCCGCUUGAAGAGAGGACUUCUUUAUAUGUCGGUUAAUUUAUUUCCAAGUUUUCAAUGUAUGCCAGCUAUCCACAGUGCCCAACUACUAGCUUUUGUAUGUAAUUUGAUACUUUUGUGUAACCCAUGAUAAUGUUUCAAGUUUCAAAGGGUUCCGCACAAGACGAAAGUAGACCGUGUUGAGAUUUAUUACUGUAUAACUUCCAAGGCUGUCACACGAAGUCCGUCGAUAUCAUGUCAGUCUGUGUAUGCAACUAUCAACUUCUCCGAACUUUCUCCUCAUGAAGCCUCUAAAAUGAUGCUUAGACGACGUCCCAUCAGUACUCACCGUUUCAGAUGAGUGUUUCAUGUAUGUGCUCAUUUGAUUCUGCUGCCUAAUGACUCCUCUGUAACGAACUUCUCUUUGAAGUGCCAUUCCAAACGUAACCCAGAUGUUGUGAUGGGGGGUUGCAUGAAUUUGCUGUGAAACUCGACAUUUUCAACCCAAAUAAAAUUCUCAAUAUUCUGUCAUUCUGAUAGAUAAUGGUACUAUUAAAUUAAAGAGUAUCUUUGACAGUUGUCAAAUAUGUACAGUAUAUGAUUAUCUUCAACCACAAAACAAAGUAUGUUAAUAAAAAGCAUUUGUAAGUGUUAUGAAUCUGA
This is a messenger RNA of Ctenopharyngodon idella (grass carp), 9403 nucleotides long. It is a transcript of the gene arhgef4, whose product is annotated as Rho guanine nucleotide exchange factor (GEF) 4. The transcript is spliced from 16 exons. Bases 304 to 8496 code for a protein of 2730 amino acids. The record is from RefSeq and is a predicted model, not a curated record. Lineage: Eukaryota; Metazoa; Chordata; Actinopteri; Cypriniformes; Xenocyprididae. Gene Ontology annotation, molecular function: protein binding; guanyl-nucleotide exchange factor activity. Gene Ontology annotation, biological process: intracellular signal transduction.